This is a messenger RNA of Toxoplasma gondii ME49, 2689 nucleotides long. RefSeq lists its product as hypothetical. The record is from RefSeq and is a predicted model, not a curated record. Lineage: Eukaryota; Apicomplexa; Conoidasida; Eucoccidiorida; Sarcocystidae. The transcript has 4 exons. The coding region runs from base 1 to 2148 and encodes 715 amino acids.
AUGUUUCACCGGCGGCCGGCCGGUGGGCCUCUGGACGGGGCGGGAGGGGACAGAGCCCUGGAGGGGGGCGAGCAGCGCGCUCAGUGCGUUCGGUUCUGCUCCACCAUGUUGCUGAUUCUCUCCACUCUCUUCAUUAUCCGGGUCCAGCAAGAGCGCUACGACCACAGCAACAAACACGCCUAUCGCGUGGUCUACAAGUACCCGUGGGAGCACGGCAGCUUCUUGAAGGACGAGCACUCGCAGUUGCAACUGGUGUAUCUCCACCCGGCCUUCUCUGUUCUUCCCGCCUUCGUAGAGUCUCUGGACGACGUGUCUCUCCUCACGCAGCCUCUGGGCAUGCGCGCCCCUCCCGAUGGCCCUCUUCGCGUCCAUGGAACGGACGAGAACCGUGGACUCUUUCCUGGAGACGCCUCGUCUCUCCUUUCAGGGAACUCCGAGGAGACACCCCCACAGGAGACCGUCGCCUCUCAGUGGCUGGGCAGACAUGACUUGGGCUCCAACUGGCUUCUCUCCUUCCGGCCCUCCAACCCGCACCCCGCAGACCCCGCAAGCACGGGCUCCGCCAACCGUCCGUCUCCAAAUGUGUCUCCGCCGCUGUCGCCGGUGUCUCCGUUGUCGGGUCUUGAGGGGUCGGGAUCUAUUGUGGGCGUUGUGAUGGAUUCACGUCUGUUUCGACGGAUGCGUUUGCCCGGCUGCAGCAGCACAAGUGCCGCGAUGUUUGCAGACCAUUGCUACAUUGCUUUGGUGCGUUUUCCCCUGGACUUUUGCUUUACCUCUGCCUCGCUGCUGGAGGGUCCUGGGACGCCGUUGUCUCCGAGUGGGGCCGCUUCGCCUUUCCUCGACAUAUCCUGGACUUGCUCGGCGCCUCCUGCGGUCGCCUCCGGAGCGGCUGUGGGGAUGGUUGAGGAAGACAAACCCUCAGGUUCCUCCAGGGACCAGCACUGCAUGCAUGUCGUGAGUGGCCUCAGUGUGGCGAGCAUUCAGAGGUACAUCGACCGCGUCUUCGCCAGUGUCCGAGAGGGCUCUCGUGCGGGCGUUUCGGACUCGUUGGGCUCCAGUUCGUCACCCUUCGCCUUGGAUCCUGCUGAGGCUCCUGGGGACAACGCGAAGCCAAGAGAAGGCCCCGAGGCAGGCAAGGGACGGAGGCGCGCGUUGCGCGACGUCGGGACGGUCGCGUACUUUUGCGGCAAUCCUCUGCAACAGCUUUUAGCUCUUGACACAGCUGGCAGUCGCCUCUUCUUUGCGCAGCCUGUUCCGCGAAGGAGGCGCGUAAAUCCGCAGCGGGAGAGCCCAGAGACCGCCCCAGGCCCUCCUCGACGCCUGGGUGCGACUGAAGCGCAUGCAGACGAAGAGGGAGACUCACGCAUGGCGGGGGAAGAGUCGGCACACACAGAGCCUACGCGGGCGCAGGAUUCUGCAGACCGUCAACCGGAUUUGAGGAAGGAGGACAGUGGAGAUGAGAAGGCACCUCGAGAAGCGAGCAGAGCGCGUCCGGGCGAGGCCAUUUCUCUACCAGACGGGCGCCUGGCACAGCGUCCGCCCCACCAGACUGGGAAGAGAGACUCCGAGAGAAGAACAGCAGCCGAGGAGGAGAGGAGAAGCUCUCGAGACGGGGACAGAAACGGAGGCUUGCGGACACGAGCGAGAGUCUCCAGUCCAAGAGCCUCUUCUCUAGGCGCCUUCGCUGCGUUGGCGGAUCUGCCCGACAGAACGGCUUCGCUCUGCAUCUCUUCCGUGUCGCUUGAGGACGGCUACCGGGAGGUGACCGAGUGCAGAGAAGUCCGCAACGAAGCGGCGAUGCAUCUGCGCGAUGCGCCACCAGCGCCUGCUUGGCGGGGCGUCUGGCUGCACUUCGACGCGCGGAACAGUUCCCUUGUUUUGUUUUCCUUUGAUCAAGGCAGUCCUCAAGACCUGAUCCUCACGUCAAUGCAUGCAGACAGCAUGCAACUCAAGUUCAGCCUCCGCAUCCGCGACUUCCAUUCCGGCUGGCUCCUGGCGUCUGAAGACUCGUCGACUGGAAAAAUCCUUCUCAUUGGCGACCGACCGCCGUACGCAGGCUCUCUGCAGUCGAUCGACGUGGAGACAGGCUUUCGCGAGCACACCGAUCUUCACCGUACCGCGACGGUUUUCACUCCUCGAACAGGGUGACACGAGGGCUUUUUUUACUCGGCCUUCAUUGGUUUUUUAUUUGUUUUUCACUUCUCGUUGUUUCUUUCCUUGCUUCUCAUUUUCCCCCACGGGGCACACGCCAGUGCACUUGGGAAGAGGGCUCUCUGUUUCUUCUAGAGUCCUUCCUGCGUCAAGAAACCGUGACCCGUAGACUGUUCACGGCUUCGCAUGUGUACGCUUUUUCGGUAGAGUUUCAAACGCCUCUCCUAGUGUGUCGGGACAGCUCUGGGUCCUUUCUUCCAGAUGUUUUUCUGCUGUUCUUCCGGUGCUUGAUUCUGUCCUUCCCCCUGCUUCUUCCUCACAUCUGUCGCCUCCCAGAUUUCCAAGCGAUGCUCUCGUCGUUCAGAUCUGUUUCCUCUUUCUUGCCGUCUUCGCUUGCCAUAAUGAUCCCCUUGGUCGGAGAAACCGCGUUUCGGGGGAAUUCGUCGUUCUCCGAAAAAGGCGUUUUUCCUCUCGGCUCGCGUGAUCUGCACUGCGAUGUGCCUUUCACUAGCUGCAGUGAGACUGGCCACAACAAAUU